AUGGGUGAAGAUAAACAACAAAGUAUUCCCGCUUUGCCAUGGAUGCGAGACCCCGUCGACGUCUCUCUUUCUCAAGAACUACCCCUUAAUUCCGUCCCUUCUCUCCACCCCAAGUUGAAGUCAGCAUUGGAGGACAUGGGAAUCUCAAGUCUAUUCCAAGUGCAAGUUGCAGUUUGGCAUGAAACAGUUGGCCCUGGCAAUUUUGAGCGAGACAUUUGUGUUAACUCACCCACCGGAAGUGGAAAAACCCUCGCCUACGCUCUCCCUUUAGUGCAGAUACUAUCAGGCCGCAUCACCAAAUGCCUUCGUGCCUUAAUUGUUGUCCCCACUCGCGACCUUGCUUUGCAGGUCAAACGAGUCUUCGACGCUGUUGCGUCUCCGUUAGGCCUGCGUGUUGGCUUGGCCGUUGGUCAAUCGUCAUUAGCCGGUGAGAUUUCGGAGCUCGUUGACAUGCCGGCACGUGAUAUAGGCAUGUGCUAUGAUCCGCACUGCGUUUCGCUUCCUCGCUUUCAGAGUAAGGUUGACAUAUUGGUAGCAACCCCUGGUAGGCUUAUGGAUCACAUUAAUACGACCAUAGGAUUCACGCUUGAGCAUCUUCAUUAUCUUGUGGUUGAUGAAACAGAUCGAUUGCUUCGUGAGGCAUACCAGUCAUGGUUGCCUACUGUGCUUGAACUGACCCAAUCUAAUGAUGAUGGCUUUUUCCAACCGUCUGAUUCUUUUUUCCCCUGUUCUGUUGGUGCAUUAAGAACCAGAAGAAGAUGUGGAGUUGAGAGGGGCUUCAAGGACAAGCCUUAUCCCAGGCUGGCAAAGAUGGUUCUAUCCGCAACAUUAACUCAGGAUCCAGGCAGGCUUAUUCAACUUAAUUUGCAUCACCCUUUGUUAUUGAAAGCUGGAGAAAUGCGUUACCGGCUCCCAAAAAAUUUGGAAUCCUAUAAACUGGUUUGUGAAACAAAGGUCAAACCCUUGUAUUUAAUUGCCCUUUUGAAAUCCCUGGGAGAAGAAAAAUGCCUAGUUUUUACAAAAUCGGUGGAUUCCACAUAUCGUCUCUGCAAAUUGUUGAAUUGUUUUGGAGAUCUGCAAAUUGAUAUCAAAGAGUAUUCUAGUCUUCAACAUCAACGUGUAAGAAGUAAGACAUUGAACGAAUUUCGGAAAGGGAUGUUUCAAGUGCUUGUAUCUUCUGAUGCGUUGACUCGUGGAAUGGAUGUUGAAGGGGUAAGAAAUGUCAUUAAUUAUGAUGUGCCCAAAUUCAUAAAAACUUAUGUUCAUCGGGCUGGUAGGACUGCGAGAGCGGGCCAGGCUGGGCGUUGCUUCACAUUGAUGUCAGAAGAUGAGGUUCGACGAUUUAAGAAGUUAAUGCGAAAGGCUGAGAGUGGUUCUUGUCUCGAGCAUAUUGUUCCGUUGAAUCAAAUUGAAGCACUCGGUACUACCUACCAAUCAGCACUUACAAAAUAUAAGGAGAUAAUUUCAAAGACACGAAAGAAACCCAAGGCUUAG
Lathyrus sativus (Indian pea) is the source of this 1494-nucleotide messenger RNA. NCBI's taxonomy places the organism in Eukaryota, Viridiplantae, Streptophyta, Magnoliopsida, Fabales, Fabaceae. The record is from the annotation of a GenBank genome assembly.